UGCUGCGGCAGAACCUCCUCGGCGCGAUCAGCCACGACCCGGAGCGGCGGACUCUCUCUCCGCCGGGGCGAGGCCAGCCCCAAUCCAGGGACCGGGCAGACGCCGCUCCUUCCUGCCUGCCUGCCUGCCUGCCUUCCUUCCUUCCCAACGCUCGGCCGGAGAAGGCGGAGGGCGCUUGUUUACCCGCCGGGGAAGGAAACGGCGGAAAACCGCCUUUUGUCUUGGAAGGAAGCAUCACCUUCGGCGGCGGCGGCGGCCGAUCUUCCCGGACUUUGCUCGCUCCAAGCCUCUUUCGCCCGGACUUCGCCUUCGGGCAACAUGUCUUGAGGGCUGCUGCGGCUAAGAAAAUGCCUCUGGUUGCAGCGGUCCCGGCGGAUGCCUUUGUAUGAUCGCCGCCUUUGGCUCGCCAGCCUCCUUUCGGCGGGUGUGCAGCAGCGCCUGACCCGCGGUGUGAAGCUGCCAACCUGGAAGAUCGGAGCAGCCGAGCCUCGCGGGGUGUUAUCUCCCUCUUUCUCCCCGGGGGCUGGAUCAGCCUGCUGGAUGGUGGCGGCGGCGGCAGCAGCAGCGACGACGUCUACGGCCCCAAUUGCCAAGCGGGAGGCGACCUCCGGGUUAGCGCUGUAGACCGGCGGCGGCGGCGGCUUUCCUUCUUUGCAGGAUCGGGGUGUCCCCGCGGUCCGCCUUUCUCCUGAACUGCCGGUUUGCCUUACAUGUGUCGGAAUAUGCUCAUGAAGGAGUACCGGAUCUGUAUGCCUUUGACAGUUGAGGAGUACAGAAUUGGACAGCUGUACAUGAUCAGUAAACAUAGCCAUGAGCAGAGUGAUCGUGGAGAAGGUGUGGAGGUGGUACAGAAUGAGCCCUAUGAAGAUCCAAACUACGGGAAUGGUCAGCUGACAGAAAAACGGGUCUAUCUGAAUAGCAAACUUCCAAGCUGGGCAAGAGCUGUUGUCCCCAAAAUAUUUUACAUCACAGAGAAGGCAUGGAACUACUACCCAUAUACAAUUACAGAAUACACGUGCUCAUUUUUGCCCAAGUUCUCCAUUCACAUAGAGACCAAAUAUGAGGACAACAAAGGAAGUAAUGAUAAUAUAUUUGAUAAUGAAGCCAAAGAUCCUGACCGAGAAGUCUGCUUCAUUGAUAUUGCUUGUGAUGAAAUUCCUGAGCGCUAUUACAAGGAAUCGGAAGAUCCUAAAUGCUUCAAAUCAGAGAAGACUGGGAGAGGCCUAUUAAAAGAAGGUUGGAGAGAAACGCAAGACCCUAUUAUGUGCUCCUACAAACUUGUAUCUGUGAAAUUUGAAGUAUGGGGACUUCAGACUCGAGUUGAGCAGUUUGUUCACAAGGUGGUCAAAGACAUAUUGCUAAUUGGUCACCGACAAGCAUUUGCAUGGGUGGAUGAGUGGUAUGACAUGACUAUGGAUGAAGUCCGGGAAUUUGAACGAGCAACUCAGGAAGCCACCAACAAGAAAAUUGGAAUCUUCCCUCCUGUGAUAUCCAUCUCGAAUAUCUCCCUUCCCUCUUCGAUCCGCAGUGGUCCUUCUAGUGCUCCAUCUACACCUCUGUCCACAGACGCACCGGAAUUCCUAGCGGUUCCCAAAGAUCGUCCACGGAAAAAGUCUGCCCCAGAAACUCUCACGCUGCCAGAUCCAGAUAAAAAUGCUCUCUAAACCCAGCAUGGCUUUUUUUCCCUUAUGACAAGCUAUGACUGACAGAAUAUCAUUUGCAAAGUUUCAUGGUAAUUGUUUUGAUUUAAACAAAUAUUGAUCUGGAAUCAUGCGUUUCCCAUUCCCCCAUUCCCUUAGGCUUCCCCUGAAACUAGUUAGCUAAAUGCAUGCAAGGUUCAUGUGCUCUGAUUCCCAAACUAAAGCUCUAAGCCAUAUGACAAAUGUUGCUGUCAACCCAGAAUGAAGUAUCUUGUAAAAAAAAAAAAAAAAAGUAAAAGCAGUCUCUUGUAGUGAUGGCUGCAAGCAGAAGAUCUAAAAUUGCAGUGUUGGUGACUGGAGAGGGUUACAGGGAUUUCAUGAAGCUGGCGAGGACAUCCAGAGAGAAUGAGGUUCUCCUUAGCUACAUUUCUCAUUUCAAGCCAUUAUAUCUCCAUUUCUGAAAUCCUUUUUUACUCUCAGGCCGAAUGCACCUUAAAGUAAACCUUGGAACUGCUGAUUCACUGAUCAACACUUGAAUACUAAUAGAUUCAGAUUCCUUUUUACAGAUUACAACUCAGGAUUUGGGUGUAGCUAAUGCACACUUUAAGCUCUUCAAAAAUUAAAGAACCAACGUGCUCUAGCUUUGUCUUAAAUUAUAAUCAUUUCAAGAUCCUAUUUGUAUCUUGCACAAAAAUUUGUAACUCCUUUUUAUUCUGUGCUGUUGUAAAACUUUUCUGUGUUGGUUUUGGGGAACUGGGACCUUUUGAAGGAAGAAAAAUGGAAACGCAAACAAAUAAAAUAGGCUCCAAAGUCGAAAUGGAACAAAUAUAUUCCAAGAAACAAUGCUAUUAUUAAUUCAUAAUUCAAUUCAGGUCUUCUGAGUUCCUAUGAAAUUAAUGAAAGUCAAGAUUGAAAACCCCAUUAAAAAGUCAGCCCAUUUUUUGCAACAUUGUGAGCAGUCAUUCAUCUAUUCAACAACUUGAAGUUUUGCUGAGGGUGUUUAUGCUGGCCUGUUAAAAGAAAAGCAACAGAUUGCAGCAUAAAAUAUGUUAGGCUUACUGUGCAGAUUCUUUCUUUCAUUUUAAAAAUUGUGUUUGUGUGUACGUGCGUGCACACACGCACGUACAGGGUUUUUAGAAUGAAAUGCACAUACAAGAUUUUUAGAAUCUUGCAUAUGCAUAUAUAAAUAUAUGAAAUAGUGAAUACAUUGUAAGUCUGAGCCAUGAAUAAAAUUAAGAAAGAAAACUUGGAGAGAUCCAAACAAUUUUUUGAAAAGAUAUGUCUACCAGUAAGUCUAGUAUAUCAUGCUCAAGAGAGUGAGAAUGAGUACUUUGUCCAAAAGAGGUACUUUUUUUCAAUUAUGCUCAUCAUUAUUACUUCCUUUGAAUACAGGUAGUCCUUGACUUCCAACCAGUUUCUUAGUGAUUGUUCAGGGUUAGGACAGACCAUCUUGAGGAACUUAACUUGACUCCAAGUUCCAACAGCUACCCCCUCCCUCCCCACCACCACUACUGUGGUCACAUGACAGCAUUUCAGCCAUUCAGCAACCAGCCUGCAUGUAUGGCUGUUUGUAGCAUUCCAUAUCCCAUACCAUGUUUUAUUACAUUUUUUGCCAAAAAGUGUCAUUUGCUUCUGUUUUUUAGCAAAACCUACCCAUAGGAAACCAUUGGUUUGCUUAACAACCACCGGUCAUAAAAUCAGGUUAGUCAUGUGGGUGACCACUACACAACUGUCACAAUUUAUGACCAUAACGGGCAGCUCCAUUACAGUUGUAAGUCAAGGACUACCUGUGCAGGCAGCUGAAUUCAAAAGGAAAAGGAAAACUGCUAUAGUUGACAACUUGUUAAGAAACCUUCGUCUAGACUUUGUUUAAGAGCAAAACAGUUAAUGUGGGAAUCUUCUGACAGAAACAAAACAACCUGCCAGCUUCCUGAGCUCCUUCAAUUGUAUUCUUUUCCAACAAUGAAAAUAGAAAUGUUUUUUUUUUGGCUUUUGGCACCCCAGAAAGCGAUAUUAGUUGCACCCAGCCACAUAGUUUGGAGAGACAAAAUAUUGGCCUGCUAAUUCCAUCACCCUUCAGUCUCAGGAAUUAAAGAUACUUCUCCAUAUACAAUUUAGGACACUUGGCAUCUGUUCCUUUCCUUACAAUUCAUUCAGAGUCUAAUUUAGUAAAUGAAGUCAGUAGUUAGCCACAUCUAAAGUAGAAUCAUUUGUGAAAGUGUUAUAAACAUAUAGCAUUAGUACAAGGGAAAUAUAAAAAAUAUAUAUCCAGACCUCAGGGGGGAUAAAUAUAACUUUGAAUAAUAAAAAAAAUCUAGUAAGCACGGCAGCAUGAAUUUUCAUAUGAAAAAUUGUAGCAGACUUAAAUCUCCAAUUAACUCUCAAGUGACUUCUUACUUAAAUUGUACAUACCAAGAGAACUGUUGUUUAGGUUUUAGUCAUAAAAAGGUAGAGUGGGAGAAUAGAAUGCACUAUGUGCAUUUGAAAACUCAAAAUAUGCAGUAGCUCUAAUUCUGUAUUUAAUCCCUCCCCCAAUCAUUUAGCUUCAUGCCUUUUCUUUGUUAUUACUCAAAAUAACCUUUUUCUUGCUCAGCAUUCUGAAGUUCUGUGCGACACUUGUUAAUACCUGUUUUCAUUAUUAUUAUUACAUUUCUAUACAUACAGUUUGAGUUUGUGGCUUUAAGUUAGUAGAAAAUUAUGACAAUUUAUUUAAUUUUAAGCCAAAUGUUGCUCUCCCUGUAUCUGCUGUUAGAAUCUUGCACGGAUUGAUAAGCCAAGACAUCAAAAUCAUUGUGCUGAUUUAUAUUAACUGUCACUUCUUCCUCAAUACUUUGGCUUGGGAAUAAGAUGCUCUCAAUGCUGCAGCAAGAAUUAUUUGUUCAACUUGAUGUGCUAUCCAAAUUGGGUGCUUAAUUAAUAGACAACAUUUGAUUCUUCUGCAUGUCUAAAUGAUGGCUGACACAAUCCAUGUGUCAAUCAGCCUACUCUUUGCUGUUCCUAUAUUUCCAGGAAUUAGCAAAAAUCAAAUGGAUGUUUUUUUCAGCGUACACUCUCAGGCACCUAUGCUUUUCACAAAUUAUUUUACGCUCUUUUGUCACAUUCUGUUUUCCUUCCAUAGAUUUUGUCACUAAGGUAGACAAUUAUCCCAUUUACCUUUCUUUCUUGAUUUUUGUCAUCUGCUUUAAAAAAAAACAUAUUUCUAACACAAGAAUAAUAAUUAAAUUAAAUUUCUAGCAUAUUUUUGGUUGCACUAAUGUGUCUUUUCCAUGGGGAAAAAAGUUUGGCUGAGCUGUAUUGUUGACUUGUCUGAUUUAUUUUGUACAGAAUCUGCUGUAUAUUUUUAGCUAUCUGUUUUUUGUGAGAUCAGACCUGUGGAUGUUUAUCUAUUUGUUUUGUGGAACAAAGUGGCACUUUCAAUAAAGUCUGGUGCAGCAAAGCAAACUGAAGCCAGACUGGGCUUUUGAACCUUAGGCCUGUUCCCCUUUUUCAAUGAGAACAUUUGAUCAUUGCUAAGAAGAGGAAGGAGGACUAUGUUCUGAAAAUGAAUAUACUGCUGGCUUUAAAUUAACCUUUCCUAUCCAAAAAAGGGGCUCCUGAAAUUAUCUGUUUCAAGACCCAUCUUGGACCUCCUAAGCAAAAGAAAAAAAGCUUUUUUAAAGUUUAUUCAUGAGAGUCUCAAGAAGGUUGCUUAAACUUUGUUGUUGAAAACUCUGGUGUAUUUUCAUCAGUAAUGCAAACAAAUCUUUAAAAAUCCAUGUACAAGAAAUGUUCAUGGGGUUAUAUUUGCUAAGAAAGUUUGCAACAAAAGUUGUUAAAUUGCCAUAAAAUAAAUUUGAGUCUAGCUGUUUUUCACAUAUCAGUGUACAUACUGCAAUUGAUGUACGUUUAGAUCAAUUAUUUCAUUUGAAUGAAUAGAAACAGUCUAAUCAAUUUUUAGGUAGAAUCUUCACAAGGUUGUUUUUCUGGGGAAAAUAGGAGAAGGAAGGAGUAUUAGGUAUGUUUGCCACCUUGAAUUAUUCAUAAAAGGUGGGAUAAUAAAUAAAUCAAGUUACUGUUAAUGAGCCCACCUGGAAUGGAAUUGUCUAGAAUAGAAAUGCUCUGGGCAAUUUUUCUUACUGCAGAUUUCUGUUUCAUUGGCAAUGUUUAUUUUUUUAAUGAAACUUUUUAAAAUUUUGUUAAUAGAAAUAAAAAUUGCUCUGCUGUUUUUAUGUGAAUGUGUGUCUUUAAUCACACAUAGGGUUGGAUCCUGAGGUUCUUCUCUAUGAGCGGAAGAAGUCAAAACAAGCUGACCAAAUACCUCAGUUAGCCUUCCCAAUGCUUAGCUGAGGGCCGAUAGUCAAGCAAAAUUCCUCUCAUGCAAUUUUGGGUUGGGAUUUGCUGCACUGGAACUUUAGAACAUGGCUGUUGUUUAAAAGACAUCCAAUGUAUGUACUUCAUGGUAGUUAAAUCAUAAGAUGGGAAGGAUUCAUGAACUUGUCAUUAGGAACUCAUUAAUUACCAUCCUUCAGUGUUCUGUUUUCAUAAAGGCUUGAAGCUAAACUAAUUGUGGGGAAAGGUCUUUUUGUUUGGACGGCAUCAUCUUACAAUUACAAUUGACUAUGGGUUAUUUUAAAAUGUUCCUUCUCGAAAUAAGUUUUUUGUUUUAUUUCUGUGACAAUCUUUGUGACUGAGUGUUGUGUAUAGUAGUGAGGUUUCUGAGGGUUUUUUGUUUUUUUGUUUGUUUUUGGUGAUAAAGGUUAGUGUAAUGAAGGAAGGACCAAAUGCUCCAAGUUACACAAUACAAGACGUGAAUAAAAGAGUCAGUCUCAUGGUUUCCAUACGUACAUAAUUGUUGCUUUUUCAGUUAUUUAUUAUUGUUUGUAAAACUGACUUUUCUUACAUUCUGUUGUAAAUAAACUACAAGCAAUCUUCUUUCCAA
Molecule: messenger RNA, 6558 nt
Organism: Thamnophis sirtalis
Lineage: Eukaryota; Metazoa; Chordata; Lepidosauria; Squamata; Natricidae
Source: RefSeq, a predicted model, not a curated record